Messenger RNA from Opisthorchis viverrini, 922 nucleotides. RefSeq lists its product as hypothetical. The record is from RefSeq and is a predicted model, not a curated record. The transcript has 6 exons. Gene Ontology annotation, cellular component: SNARE complex; vacuolar membrane. NCBI's taxonomy places the organism in Eukaryota, Metazoa, Platyhelminthes, Trematoda, Opisthorchiida, Opisthorchiidae. Gene Ontology annotation, biological process: SNARE complex disassembly; intracellular protein transport. Gene Ontology annotation, molecular function: soluble NSF attachment protein activity; syntaxin binding. Bases 44 to 922 code for a protein of 292 amino acids.
AAAACUCUACGGGUCCGCUGCCGAUCGUCUUUACCGAGGUAGAAUGAAUGAAGCAAAGGAAGCAGAAGCUCGAGGAUAUGUUGAGCAGGCGAAAAAGAAAUCCAAGGGAGGUUUCCUCUCAUUCAUGUCUGGAAGUGGGGAUAAAAUUCAAGAAAUGGUCUCCUUGUACGAAAAGGCCGCCAACUGUUACAAGAUGGCGCACAAUUGGACUGAAGCCGGGAAUGCGUUUCUUGAAGCGGCACGACUGUGUAUUCAGGAUAAGGCGAAGCAUGAAGCGGCCACACAGUUCGUGAAUGCAUCUACUGCAUUUAAGAAAGUCGAUCCACAGCGCUCCAUAGAGUGCAUAAAUCAAGCCAUUGAAAUAUACACCGAAAUGGGUCGGUUCUCAACAGCAGCGAAGCAUCACAUGACAGUUGCGGAGAUCUACGAGACCGUACUGGUAGACUUGGAGCAGGCUAUUCGGCACUAUGAACAAGCGGCCGAUUAUUUCAAGGGUGAGGAGUCCAAUAGCUCGGCAAUGAAAUGUCAACUCAUGGUUGCCCAGUUGUCCGCCACUUUGGGGCAGUAUAGCAAAGCCGCCGAUAUCUUCGAAGAGGUGGGAAAAGCGUCGAUGGAAAACAAAUUACUCAAAUACGGAGCUAAGGAGCAUCUUUUCAAGUCCUCCAUCUGUCACUUCUGUGUGGAUUUGAUAAAUGGUCAGAAGGCAUUAAAAACAUUCGAGGAGUCAUUUCCAAUGUUUGCUGACUCUCGUGAAUGCACCCUGAUGAAGAAACUAUCAGACGCUCUUGAACAAGAAAACGUGGAGGCGUUUACAGCGGCGGUUCAAGAGUACGACAACAUCACCCGUCUCGAUCCUUGGAUUACUUCGUUGCUUCUGAAACUCAAGAAGACCAUUGGCGGUGACGAUGAAGAUAUCACCUAG